UAUGGCGACCGUACAACAAACGAACACGCUCAUUAACUGUUAUUUUUACUGUGUUAAAUGACAGACUACAUGUAAACAGAUCCCGAGGAGGGGGUUGUCGUGAUUGGACCGUGUGCGCGCGGGUUAAAAGCGCAGUGGUGACGCACAGAGGAGGCUGUAUCCCUCGGGACUCGGAACUUUCUCUCUCGUGCGCUGUUUUCCAUUUGGACGCGAGGCACAGAUAAAACUAUUGUCCAUUCAGAAACCCGUGGCGUAUAAAUCCUGCUCAACUUUGGCUGCGAGUUAUUUCACCUGACAGAUCAAACUCGGGACACAACGCAACUGCGCGCACAGAGAGAGAGAGAGAGAGAAGUGCCUCUACAGCGGCUACAAGACCGCAUCCCAAACCACUGCAACACAGGAACAAUGAAGAUGCUCCUGCCUUUGGUCGCCCUACAGCUGCUCCUGGCUCUGGUGCACUCGGCUCCUGGAGGAGACUCGUGGGAUGCCUGGGGCCCUUUCGGAGAGUGCAGUCGGAGCUGUGGCAGUGGAGUCACCAUGAGGACCAGACGCUGCAUCACACACAGAACUGAUGGAGGUCACAACUGUGUAGGACCUGAGAAGUCGUAUCGCUCUUGCAACAUUCAGGACUGUCCCGAGGGCUCCAGGGAUUUCCGUGAAGAACAGUGCUCCCAGUUUGACGGCACAGACUUCCAGGGCAAACGUUACAAGUGGCUGCCUUACUAUGGAGCUGAGAACCCAUGUGAGCUAAACUGUAUGCCUCGAGGAGAGAACUUUUAUUACCGCCAUCGCAGUGCAGUGGUGGAUGGGACACCCUGCCACCCUGGACGCAACGACAUAUGUGUGGGCGGAGUUUGCAAGCGUCUUGGUUGUGACAAUAUGCUGGAGUCCUCUCAGCAGGAGGACCCCUGUCUGCAGUGUGGGGGCAACGGCCAAACCUGUCGCCAAGUCAAAAGCACCUUCUCCACACGGGACCUGCCAAAUGGCUACAACCAGAUGUUCAUUAUUCCCGUUGGCGCAACCACCAUCAGCAUCAGAGAAUCAGUGGCCACUCGUAACUACCUGGCUAUCAAGAACCUGAGGGGUGAAUACUACCUCAAUGGACACUGGGUAAUUGAGUUCUCCAGAGCCACGCCCAUUGCUGGGACCGUCCUGUACUACCAGAGAGGCGCAGAGGGUGACAACGUGCCAGAAACUAUUAUUGGUCGUGGUCCCACCACAGAGCCUCUUGUGGUUGAGUUGAUUAGCCAAGAGCCAAACCAAGGAGUCGACUAUGAGUUUUACCUUCCCAUUGGACGCUCCACUCAGGGAUACUAUUGGAGUUUUGGGUCCUGGUCGACCUGCAGCAAAGACUGUGGAUCAGGUUACCAGACCCGUUCAGUGUUCUGCACCAUUGAUCAAGAGGUGUACCCUGACUACCUUUGUGCCUCUUUGACUCGGCCACAGAGCAAUAGAACCUGCAACCCCCAGGAGUGCCCACAAGUCCAUAGCUGGAAGACAGGUGAGUGGAACACCUGCUCGGUCACUUGUGGAGGUGGGUCUCAGGUGCGGACCGUGCAGUGCAUUACCCAAGAUGCAUCAGGGCCCCGUGUGGUAGAGGACGCUGUGUGUGCUGCUUACUCAGAGGCGCCUCCUACAUUGCAAACCUGCAACAUGCAGCAGUGUGCCAGCUACCGCGCAAGCAGGUGGAGUCCGUGCUCUGCCACCUGUGGGUCUGGAGAGCAGACUCGUGAAGUGACGUGUAUUGGGUCUGGGGGCAUGAGACUGGAGGAGACGGCCUGUGCCACGCUGCUGAGACCACCCUCCAUCAGAGCGUGUUCUGCUGCCCCCUGUGCCCGGGAGGUCAGCUGGCAUGUCGGAGCAUGGACACUGUGCUCGAGGAGUUGUGGUUCAGGAUCCCGGGAGCGACAGGUGAUCUGCUCGGACCGGGAGAGACACCUGUAUCCUGUGGGACAGUGCAGCGCACAGCCCAAACCCGCCACCGUGGAGCGCUGUAACACCCAGCCCUGCUACAGUCCACAGAGUGUCCCCAGUAUUCAGGACCCACGUGGACACGACAGCACACAGACAAGCUUCCAGCCCUAUGUCCCAGAAUCAACAGGUCGGCGUACAGCCCUCACAAAUACAACCAACACAGUGGAUGAUCCUCAUAGCUCCGCCCCCGCCAUUCACUGCAGCCAGUCACGUUACGGCUGCUGUCCUGAUGGUCGUACCUCUGCCGGCGGGCCACAGGGACUGGGCUGUCCACAGAUCCAAACCUCUACUACACCCCAGGAGUCCUGUGUCCAGACGAGUUAUGGAUGCUGCCAGGAUGGAGUGACGACAGCUUUGGGCCCAAACAGAGAAGGCUGCUCGGAGCAUGUGGCCCCAGCGCCCACUGCUGCACCCACUCUCCCGACUGAAAAUGCCAGACAGUGCCGACUGACCACCUACGGGUGCUGCUUUGACCGCACUUCAAUCGCAGCUGGACCCAAUGGAGAGGGAUGUCCCGACCCACCCAGCAACAUUGAGCGCUCCAUCUGCUCCUUGCCCCGUGCGGCCGGGUCCUGCUCGAGCUGGACACCACGUUACCACUACGAUGUCCUCACCUCUAAAUGCCAACACUUCUGGUUCGGAAGCUGCCACGGAAACAGCAACAACUUCAUGACUCGGGCUGAAUGCCAGAGAGCGUGUCCACUUCCUGCCCCCAGCCAACAGGGCCCUGCCCCAGCUACUAGCCCAAGAGAAACGCCCUCUAGAGGCACCUCCACACCCACACGCCCCGCUUCAGGAUCGGGCUCUGGCAGGGGCAGUUCUGGAGGUACAGGGGCAGGUGCAAGGGAUCGCAGCAUGGGCAGAGUGUUCACAGUACAGAAUGGUUCUUCCCCUGGGGGUAGGUACGGGACAAAUGCCGCCACUCAUGCCCACAGAGCCCGUCUCUCCAUGACGGCACGCCACACGCCUGAAGCUGCCGCACACACCGGCCCUGCUGCCAGUUUGAUCCUUGGCGGAGUGAGCAUUGAUAAGUCUGACCCAGACACAGUGGAGGCUCUGGUGGGGCAGAGGGUGGUCCUGCCCUGUAGAGUCAGCCCUCUGCCCUCGUCCACUGUUUCUGUGGAGUGGAGGAGAGACGGCCUCCCACUGUCCACCCACAGACACCACCAGCAGCCCAAUGGUUCCCUGCUGGUUGGACCUCUAAUGAAGUCAGACAAAGGGUGGUACCUGUGUGUGGCCACCAGAGAGCGAGAGAGAGACCACCGCUACAUUUACCUGUCUGUCUCUGAGGGAAACGUUCCUCUAGACCCCAGCUCACUCCCCAGCGACAGUCCCUCCCCAAAAUUUAGCAUUGAUCAGAGUGGUCUGUCUCUGCUGGACCUGAGAGAGGGACAAACUGCUCGCCUGACCUGCACUGUGCUGCCUCCUUCUGCGCUUCAAUCGGUCAAUAUUCAGUGGACCAAGGAUGGACACUCCCUCAUGGACUCAAGGUUUACUCAUGUGUCCGAUGGGACUCUGAUUGUGGGUCCCCUGAGAUCUGAGGACUCUGGCCUGUACACCUGCACCGUGUCCAGUCCCCAGCAGCUGGAGCAGAGGCAGAUACAGCUCAGAGUGCAAGCUGAUUUAAGGAUCACCACUGCUCCCAACAACAUUGAAGUGUCUGAAGGCAGCACAGCUCUUCUGCCUUGUGUGGUGUCUGGAGACAACGUCAGUAUACGCUGGUCCAGAAAUGGUGUCCCUGUGAGACCAGAUGGUUUUAGGCUUCUGGUCUCAUCUGAUGGGAGCUUGGUCAUAAACAAGGUGAAGCCCUCAGACGAAGGCACCUACACCUGUAACGCUUUCACCGGGAUCUACUCUGUGAGCGCCACCGCUGAGGUCAGAGUCAUCAAGGAGACAACACAAGAUAAUGAUGUUCCUGUGGAUUGUGUGGACCAGCCGGAGCUUGCUAACUGUCAGCUGAUUGUUUAUGCCAGACUCUGCUCCAACCUCUACUUCUCCAGUUUCUGCUGCGCCAGCUGCACCAAACAUCUGAGGAACGAGAGAUUUAAACGCUUUGGCUAGACACGAGGUCAGGUCAAAACUACAGCACAGAAAAGGAACGAGAAAAGAAUGUUUGAGCCACUUGGAGACUCUUAAAAACUUUUAUAAAGUGCGUCAAAAGGACUCAAGACUUCUUCUUCAAACAAUCUAUGAAUGUAACUUUAGUUGUUCAUUCACUGCUAGGCUUAACACUGAUACUGGAAAUAAGGUACAUUUCCACUUACUGACCUCAUAGUGUUAUUAAAGGCAGAUGAAUGUGAUGCAGAAAGGUUUAUUUCACUGGAUAUUGUUUCAUGUUCUCUGUUUUUAGAGAAAGUUAUUAUGUUACUACUGUACGGUCGUGUUUAGUAUGUUUCUUGAUAAAACUCAUUGUUAUCUUGUAAUAUAUGUGAUAUUAAAUACUUUAUUUUGAUUUAA
Boleophthalmus pectinirostris (great blue-spotted mudskipper) is the source of this 4431-nucleotide messenger RNA. It is a transcript of the gene paplna, whose product is annotated as papilin a, proteoglycan-like sulfated glycoprotein. Gene Ontology annotation, cellular component: extracellular matrix. The record is from RefSeq and is a predicted model, not a curated record. The coding region runs from base 406 to 4035 and encodes 1209 amino acids. The transcript is spliced from 27 exons. Gene Ontology annotation, molecular function: metalloendopeptidase activity; serine-type endopeptidase inhibitor activity. NCBI's taxonomy places the organism in Eukaryota, Metazoa, Chordata, Actinopteri, Gobiiformes, Gobiidae. Gene Ontology annotation, biological process: extracellular matrix organization.